Molecule: messenger RNA, 1268 nt
Organism: Oryza brachyantha (malo sina)
Lineage: Eukaryota; Viridiplantae; Streptophyta; Magnoliopsida; Poales; Poaceae
Product: MADS-box transcription factor 22
Exons: 8
Coding region: 264-959 (231 amino acids)
Biological process (GO): positive regulation of transcription by RNA polymerase II
Cellular component (GO): nucleus
Molecular function (GO): RNA polymerase II cis-regulatory region sequence-specific DNA binding; protein dimerization activity; DNA-binding transcription factor activity, RNA polymerase II-specific
Source: RefSeq, a predicted model, not a curated record
GCCAAUAGGAGCAAGUCCCCCCAUCUCGAGCCGAAGCCGCGCGGCGCCUCGCCUCACCUCGACCGACUCCCCACCCCCCUCUCGUCUUCCUCCCCUUUCCUCACUCCACCCCCUCUUUCCGCAUCCCUUCACCACCGCCACCACGACGUAACGCCUCCCGAUCGGCGGCGAAGGGGGUGCGCGCUUCCGUUACGGCUGGGGGAGGACCAGGGGAGAGGGGGGGGGGGGGGGGAGGAGAUCGGGUUUUGUCGUCGGCGGCGGCGAUGGCGCGGGAGAGGCGGGAGAUAAAGAGGAUAGAGAGCGCGGCGGCGCGGCAGGUCACCUUCUCCAAGCGCCGGCGCGGCCUGUUCAAGAAGGCCGAGGAGCUCUCCGUGCUAUGCGACGCCGACGUCGCCCUCAUCGUCUUCUCCUCCACCGGAAAGCUCUCGCACUUCUCCAGCUCCAGUAUGAAUGAAGUCAUCGACAAGUAUAAUACGCAUUCUAAUAAUCUGGGGAAAGCAGAGCAGCCUUCGCUCGACUUGAAUUUAGAACAUAGCAAGUACGCAAAUUUGAAUGAGCAACUUGCAGAAGCUAGUCUUCGUCUUAGACAAAUGAGAGGUGAGGAGCUUGAUGGAUUGAGUAUUGAUGAACUCCAGCAGUUGGAAAAAAACCUGGAAGCUGGUCUGCACAGGGUGAUGCUGACAAAGGAUCAACAAUUCAUGGCACAAAUCAGUGAACUCCAGCGGAAGAGUUCACAGCUGGCGGAGGAGAACAUGCAACUCAGGAACCAGGUAUCCCAGAUAUCACCAGCUGAGAAGCAAGUUGCUGAUACUGAAAAUUUUGUUACUGAAGAAGGACAGUCUUCUGAAUCUGUGAUGACUGCAUUACAUUCUGGAAGUUCACAGUCACAGGAUAAUGAUGAUGGCUCGGAUGUAUCACUGAAACUAGGGCUGCCUUGUGGUGCUGGUGCAUGGAAGUAACUGCCCAAAAAAAAACACCUUUGCAGAUCUGGUUGGAGUUGCAGCAUCCAGUGGAGAAGUGCGUGUGUUAUUUGCGAAAACCCAGACUGCAAUAAUCUUGCGUUGGAAGCGAGAUCAGUUAACCUGAUUUAUCAUCCUUGUGGCUGCAUGAUGCGAUGUUCCGCUAGCUUAUACUGUUCGCUAGGAUCUUAACUAAACUGUGAGCUCUAUUUGCCGUUUAAUUACCCCAUCGCUCUUGGCACUGCUUAUGCGAUCUAUACACUGUUGAUAUCUUAGUUAUGAUCUGUGUCUUUUGCAGCGUUCCAAGUA